Meloidogyne enterolobii is the source of this 1652-nucleotide messenger RNA. Lineage: Eukaryota; Metazoa; Nematoda; Chromadorea; Rhabditida; Meloidogynidae. The record is from the annotation of a GenBank genome assembly.
UUAAUUUUUUCUUUUUUUCUUUUUCUCUUAAUUUUCUGCAGUCUUUUUAUUUUUCAUCAUUUUUAAAAAAAUUUUUGUGAAAUUUUCCUUGAAUUUCUUUUUAUUUUGCAAAAUUUUCUUGAUAGGCUUCUUGAUAAAUUUUCGUGUAGGGCUAACUCAAGGAACGGAUAAGACACAAGGAACGACAAGUCAAGGAAAAGACAAAUCAAGGAAACUCAUGGAUCGUUCCUUGACCUGUCUGUUCCUUGAGUUGUAUGCCCUUGAGUUGAUCGUUCCUUGAUUUGUCUUUUCCUUGACUUGUCGUUCCUUGACUUGUCUGUUCCAUGAUUUGGAAUUCCUUGAGUUGUCCCUCACCCAUAAAUUUUUUCUUUGUUAAUUUGUAUUUUAGAGACACCAUUUAUUAAAUAAAAUAUCUCAUAUUUUCAAUGGGAAAUCAACAGUUUCAGCAACAAAAGCCAGGUUCAGGAGAUAAGCAAGGGGAGGGAGACAAGAAGCGCCGUUUUGGGCCUCCAAUCCCUACACGCUUUGGGAAGCGAAAGAAGGGAAGUAAAGGACCUGAAGCUAGCAAUAAAAUGCCAAAUGUGACACCAGUAACUCGUUGCAAAUUGCGUCUUCUUAAAUAUGAACGGAUUAAAGAUUAUUUGUUAAUGGAAGAAGAAUUUAUUCGAAAUCAGGAAAGACAUAAACCUCAAGAAGAAAGGCAGGAAGAAGAACGGACAAAAGUAGAUGAAAUGAGAGGGUCACCAAUGGCUGUGGGUACUUUGGAGGAGAUUAUUGACGAUCAACACGCUGUUGUUUCGACGAACGUUGGCAGCGAACAUUAUGUUAACAUUCUUUCAUUUGUGGACAAGGAGCAAUUGGAGCCAGGCUGUGCAGUUCUUCUAAAUCACAAAACACACGCAGUUGUUGGUGUUUUGGCUGAUGACACGGAUCCUAUGGUUUCUGUAAUGAAAUUGGAAAAGGCUCCGACUGAAACAUACGCCGAUGUUGGCGGUUUGGAGCAACAAAUUCAAGAAAUUAAAGAGGCAGUGGAAUUGCCACUUACACAUCCAGAGUACUACGAAGAAAUUGGAAUCAAACCUCCAAAAGGAGUUAUUCUCUACGGCCCGCCUGGCACAGGCAAAACAUUGCUAGCUAAAGCUGUUGCUAAUCAAACGUCUGCCACCUUUUUGCGUGUUGUUGGCUCUGAGCUUAUUCAAAAAUAUUUGGGAGAUGGGCCUAAAAUGGUUAGGGAGUUGUUUCGGGUUGCGGAAGAACAUGCACCGUCAAUUGUUUUCAUCGACGAAAUUGAUGCCAUUGGCACAAAACGUUAUGAAUCCAAUUCUGGCGGAGAACGCGAAAUUCAACGUACUAUGCUUGAAUUGCUCAAUCAGCUGGAUGGUUUUGAUUCUCGUGGAGAUGUUAAGAAAACUAAAAGACGUAUUUUUGGCAUUCACACAGCCCGUAUGCAAUUGGAAAAUGUUAAUUUGGAGGAAUUUAUUGAGGCAAAGGAUGACCUUUCGGGAGCUGAUGUUAAAGCAGUUUGUACCGAGGCGGGGCUUUUGGCACUUCGGGAUCGUCGAAUGCGUGUUACUAUGGAGGACAUGAGAAAAGCUAAAGAGAAUGUACUCUAUAGAAAGAAGGAUGGGGCACCAGAGUCGAUGUAUCUUUAA